AUUGCCCCCCCCCCCCGCCCCAUCGAAGCCUCUUUGUCUCCCCCGCAGGUCCCCCCCGCGGGGGAGGGGGUGACGCGGCCACCGCCGCUGCCACCCGAGGGGGGGGACACCCCUAAAAUCGAGGUGACCCCCCCCAGACCCCCUAAACCACCCCGGACACGCGGCCCCCUCCCCCCCUUCAUCCAUAGGGGCAGCUGGGGCUGGCGAGGGGGCGGCGGGGGGGUCACCCCCUAAAAUUUUCGGGCGGGUGGGAGGGGGGGAGGGAGUGGGGACAACCAUGGCCGCCGAUCUGGGGGACCCCAAAACUCCCGCGUCCCCCCCCGCCCCCCCAAAACGCUUCUUCCGCAAGAGCGUGGAGGUGCUGGAGGAGGAGGAGCGGGGCGAGCGCGGCGGCGACCCCGGCCCGCGGGGCGACCCCCGGCUCGGGGGGGGCGAGGAGGGCGAGGAGGAGGCGGAGAUGAAGGCCGUGGCCACCUCGCCCGGCGGCCGCUUCCUCAAGUUCGACAUCGAGCUGGGGCGCGGCGCCUUCAAGACGGUCUUCAAGGGCUUCGACACCGACACCUGGGUGGAGGUGGCCUGGUGUGAGCUGCAGGACCGCAAGCUGACCAAGGCGGAGCAGCAGCGCUUCAAGGAGGAGGCUGAGAUGCUCAAGGGGCUGCAGCACCCCAACAUCGUCCGCUUCUACGACUCCUGGGAGUCCUCGCUCCGCGGCAAGAAGUGCAUUGUCCUUGUCACCGAGCUCAUGACCUCGGGCACCCUCAAGACGUACCUCAAGAGGUUCAAGGUGAUGAAGCCGAAGGUGCUGCGGAGCUGGUGCCGGCAGAUCCUGAAGGGGCUGCAGUUCCUGCACACGAGGACGCCGCCCAUCAUCCACCGUGACCUCAAGUGCGACAACAUCUUCAUCACCGGCCCCACCGGCUCCGUCAAGAUCGGCGACCUGGGGCUGGCCACGCUCAUGCGCACGUCCUUCGCCAAGAGCGUCAUCGGCACCCCCGAGUUCAUGGCCCCCGAGAUGUACGAGGAGCGCUACGACGAGUCCGUGGACGUCUACGCCUUCGGGAUGUGCAUGCUGGAGAUGGGCACGUCCGAGUACCCCUACUCCGAGUGCCAGAACGCCGCCCAGAUCUACCGCAAAGUCACCAGCGGCAUCAAGCCAGCGAGUUUCCACAAGGUGACGGACCCCGAGGUGAAGGAGAUCAUCGAGGGCUGCAUCCGGCAGAACAAGGCUGAGAGGCUGUCCAUCCGGGACCUGCUGGACCACGCGUUCUUCGCCGAGGACACGGGGCUGCGCGUGGAGCUGGCCGAGGACGACGCGGGGCUGGACCCGGCGCUGGCGCUGCGGCUCUGGGUGGAGGACCCCAAAAAGCUCAAGGGCAAGCACAAGGACAACGAGGCCAUCGAGUUCAGCUUCAACCUGGAGGCUGAUGUUCCUGAGGAGGUGGCCUACGAGAUGGUGAAAUCCGGGUUCUUCCACGAGAGCGACUCCAAGGCUGUGGCCAAAUCCAUCCGGGACCGGCUGGCGCUGGUGAGGAAGACGCGGGAGAAGAAGCAGGCGGAAGGCAGGGGGGGCCCCGAGAGCCGGGGGUGCCCCGAGAACGAGGACACCGAGGUGGAUCAGCACGUGCGGCAGCAGCUGCUGCGGGAGCAGCCCCCGCCCGGCCCUGCUGAGGGGGUCCUGGACAACGCCCCCCCACUAGAUGUCCCUGGUCCCUGCAGUGUCACCGGAGCACCUGAGCAUCUCUGGGGGUACCCUCAGGGACCCCAGGAUGGGGUGGCUCCCCCUGUGCCACCACUGGUGAGCCAGGGGACCGAGGGGACAGCAGAGGAUGGCGCCGGAGGAGCCACCACGGAGCCACCUGGGCCUGAGGGGGACCCCUGUGGCUGUGGCGGGGGGUCGGUGACAGUGGGGACACAGCCACAGGUGGCACCCGGGGCACCGGGGCCGGGGAUGGCACUGGGAGUGGCAGCAGGGGUGGCACUGCCAGCUGCGGGGGUGACAGCGGCUCCUGGAGUGUCACUGGCGCAAGGAGUGCCUCCUCCUACUGGAGUGCCACCGGCCGCAGGGGGGACACCAGCUCUGGGGGUGCCACCUCCAGCUGGAAUGCCACCAGCUCCAGGGGUGCCACCAGCCCAGGGGAUGACAUCAGUGCCGGGGGUGCCACCAGCCCAAGGGAUGCCACCUGCUCCAGGGGUGACACCAGCCCAAGGGAUGCCACCUGCUCCAGGAGUGCCACCCCCAGCUGGGGUUCCACCACAGUUGGUCCCCAUGGUGCAGCUGCAGCCAGGCCUUGGAAUGCCACCAACAGGCCCGGGAAUGCCACCAGGUCCAGGAAUGCCACCAGCCCAGGGGAUGCCACCACAGCCAGUCCCCACCAUGCAGCCGCAGCUGGUGCCAGGGAUGUCACCAGCUCCAGGGAUGCCACCAGUGGUGGGGAUGUCACCAGCUCUGGGGGUGCCACCGCUGCCCAUCAUGACACCAGUCAUGGGGAUGUCACCAGCCCCGGAGAUGCCACCUCCAUCCAUGAUGCCACCAGCCCAAGGGAUGCCACCUCCGUCUGUGGUACCAGCAGUCAUGGGGGUGUCACCAGCCCCAGGGGUGCCACCUGUCCAAGGGAUGCCACCACCAUCCAUGAUGCCACCAGCCUCAGAGAUGCCACCACCAUCUCUGGUGCCACCAGCCAUGGUGAUGCCACCAGCACAAGGGAUGCCACCAGCACAAGGGAUGCCAGCUCCACCCAUGAUGCCACCAGCCCAAGGGAUGCCAACUUCAUCUGUGAUGCCACCAGUCCCAGGGGUGCCACCUCCAUCUGUACUGCCACCAGCCAUGGGGAUGUCACCGGCCCCAGAGAUGCCACCACCAUCCAUGAUGCCACCAGCCAUGGGGAUGCCACCAGCCCCAGAGAUGCCACCACCACCCAUGAUGCCACCAGCCAUGGGGAUGCCACCGGCCCCAGAGAUGCCACCACCAUCCCCAAUGCCACAACCCCCUACGCUCCCUGGCCCCGAGGACCCUUCGGUGCCCACCGAGGCCGCGUCCCUGCUGCGUGUCCCCGAUGUCCCCGAGGUCCCCGGGCCGCGUGCCCGGCAGCGCCGUGCGUCGUACCAGCGCCCCGCCCGCUUCCAGCUCACCGUGCUGCAGGUGUCCUCAGCUGGGGACAACACGGUGGAGUGCCAGCUGGAGACCCACGACAGCAAGAUGGUCACCUUCAGGUUUGACGUGGAUGGGGACGCGCCCGAGGACAUCGCCUGCUACAUGGUCGAGGACAACUUUGUCCUGGAGGGGGAGCGGGACAAGUUUGUGGAGGAGCUCAAGGCCAUCGUGGAGCAGGCGCGGGGUCUCCUCGGGACCCCCGCCCCAGACCCCCAGGUGGGACCCCUGGAGCCGCCAGCGGGUGGGGAAGGCCCCCCCCAGUCGUCACCCGUGGGGCGCUGGAGGUUCUGCAUCAACCAAACCAUCCGGAACCGCGAGGCCACCGGCCCCGGGGGACCCCCGCCCACCCAGAGAGCCCUGGGGACAUCGCAGGGGGGUCCCCGAGGACAGGGGACAAACAAGAGCGGAGCGUCGGAGCAGGACGGGCCGGGGGAACCGGAGAUGGGGGUCCCCAAAGCCCAGGAGCUGGAUGUCCCACAGGGACAGGGGUCGGCUGUCCCCAAACUGGAGGAGAUGGGUGUCCCCCAGGCUUUGGGGACAGCUGCCACCAGUCCCCAGGAGGUGGCUGAACCCACAGCACCAGAGAGGAUUAACACCGAACCCCAAGAUCUGGGGGUUCCCCAAGGCCCGGGACUGAGUGUCCCCAGCCCUGGACACCCAGACAUGGCUGUCCCCAAACCUCCAGAGCUCAAUGGCCACCAAGAGCCCCUCGUCCCUGGGGACACAGAGCCAGGUCUCCCCCAGGAGCAGGGGACAGUCACUGCCCCAGGGGAGCAGGAGGGACCUGGGGAACCGCCUGACCCCCCGGAGCUGGACGUGUCCCAAGAGCCAGGUGACCCCCAAGGACUGGGGACAUUCGUCACUGGACCCCCAGAGCCACCAGGUGACCCCCAAGGACUGGGGACGUUUGUCACCGGUGCUUGGGGGCAGGAGGGACCCCCGGGACCAGAGGCCGUGCCCCCCGCCCGCCCCCCGCCCGGGGGGGCCUCGUUCCCGCUGGGGCUGUGCCCCCGCCUGCGCAGCCCCCGCAAGGGCUGGGGGCGCCGCAUCAAGAGCUGGGCCCGGCGCCUGCGCCCCCCCUCCGGAGGGGGGGACCCCCACACAGAGGAGCCAGAGGACCUCGGGGACCCCUCAAGGCGAGGGCACUGCCAGCCACCCCCCGAGCCCCCUGACCCCGAGGGCGACUGGGGGGGCCUCAGCUCAGGCAGCGAGAGCGGGGGCCUGGGGGGACCCCCGCACCCCCCCGGCGCCCCCCUGCUCCCCCCGGGGUCCCCCGAGACCCCCCUGAGCAGCGAUGGGGACUCGGAGCCCGAGGACGAGGCGCUGCGGGAGCAGCUGCGGCGGCUGCGGGAAAAGCACAUCCAGGAGGUUCUGGAGCUGCGGACACGGCAGGACCGGGAGCUGCAGGAGCUGCACCGACGGCUCCGAGCCCUCAAAGAGGCCCGGGGGGACCCCCCGAAAUGGGGAGGGGGCGGUGGGACCCCCCCCCAGCGCGGCCAUGGGGGGUCCCCGCGGCGGCCUCGGGGGGCCCGGGCGCGAGGGAGGGGCCGGGGCGUGGCCCUGACAGAGGCUUCAGCCCCCUCCCCGGGCCCCCCGACCCCCCCGGCCCCCCCCAAAAAAGGGGCUCUUCACCGACGACCUGCACCGGCUGGUGGACGAGUGGGUCCAGGACACGGCAAGAGCCCAGGCCACCUCCUCGUGGGUCUCCACCCUGCGCGGCACCCGUGGGACCCCCCGAAAAUGGGGGGAGCUGCCCCCCCCCAAACCUGCCCUGCGUGGUGGGGGCAGCCCCCUCCCCCCAGGGGCCGAGUGAGGGGGGGGUCUCCGGACCCUGACCCCCCCCAAACCCCCCUGGUUUUGGGUCAAAAUCCCAAUUUCCAGCCCCCAAAUCACUUUGUUUCACCCCAAAACGCCCUUGUUUAACCCCCCCGAUUGGGCGACCCCAAAUUUCCAGCCCUAAAAGUACCUCGUUUUACCCCAAAAAUUCCCCUUCUUUUGGGUCCUGUGGUGUGACCCCCGUUUCUGGCCCCAAAAUUGCCUUAUUUUACCCUAAAAUUCCCCUUUUUUUGCUGCCCCCGUGGGCUGAACCACUUUUUGGCCUCAAUUCACCCCCAAAUCCCCUUUUUAGCAUACUUGACCCCCUGCAAUUUCUGGCCCCAAAAGCACCUCAUUUUGACCCCAAAUCCCUCCUUUUUGGUCCCAAAAUCUCUAUACCAAUCCUCCCUUUUUGGGUCAUUCCCCCUUUGCAAGGUGACCCCAAUUUCUGGUGCCCAAAAUCCCCUCAUUUCACCCCAAAACUCCCCUUUUUUGUGCUCUGCCCCCCCAAUUUUCUGCCCCAAAUGCCUCGUUUGACCCGAAAAUCCCCUUUUUGGGCCUUUCCUCCUCUGCAUGAGGUGACCCCAUUUUUUAGCCCCCAAAUCACCUCAUUUCACCCCAAAAAUCUCCUUUUUGUGGCCUUUCCACCCCUCUUUUUCACACCCCCUGAAUGUGAUGCCACUUGUUGGCCCCAAAAUUGCCUUGUUUCACCCCAAAACCCCUUUCUUGGGCCUGUGUCUCCUUUUUUUACCCUCCCCACAACAUAACCCCACUUUUUUGCUCCCCAAAUUGCAUCAUUUCACCCCAAAAAAUGUCUUUUGGGGCCUGCCCUUCCCCCUCAGGAUAUCACCCCAAUUUUCAGCCCCAAAAUCUCCUCAUUUCACACAAAAAUCCCCCUUUUUGGGCCUUGCCACUCUUUUUGUCCCAACACAAAACAACCCCAAUUUUUAACCUCCAAACAGCCUCCCAAAACACCAACGGUUUUUGUCCCAAAACACCAACGGUUGAACCCAAACCUCUCAUUUAUCCCAAAAUUCCUUUUUUUUCCCCCCUCAAAACACUCCAGAGCCCCCAAAAUUCCCAUUUUUCACCCAAAGCCCCUCACAGGCCUGGAGUUCCCCCUCACAUGACAAAGCAGAGGGGCACGGGCUGUACUGGUUUUACUGGUGACCCACCCCCCCAUAUUGGUCAUACUGGUGCAACAACCCCCUCUCAUUCCUGUACCACUCCCUCUGCCCAUUUUUGGGUCAUUUUGUGGUGUUUUCCGCUCAUCUACCUCACCCCUUCACCAAGCCAGUGAGAUUUUGGGGUGAAUUCUCGGGUGUUCUGGUUCGAGAGGGUGGGGAAGGCGUUUGUUUUGCGGGGAAAUUGUUAAACAGCGCGGGAAAAAAAAAAAAAUCCUAAAAUUUAAGAAAUAAAAGCGUGGCUGGUGCGCGCCACUCCCAAAA
This is a messenger RNA of Motacilla alba alba, 6414 nucleotides long. RefSeq names its product WNK lysine deficient protein kinase 3 (gene WNK3). Gene Ontology annotation, cellular component: cytosol; cytoplasm. Bases 278 to 5074 code for a protein of 1598 amino acids. Gene Ontology annotation, biological process: positive regulation of sodium ion transmembrane transporter activity; protein phosphorylation; monoatomic ion homeostasis. The record is from RefSeq and is a predicted model, not a curated record. The transcript has 20 exons. NCBI's taxonomy places the organism in Eukaryota, Metazoa, Chordata, Aves, Passeriformes, Motacillidae. Gene Ontology annotation, molecular function: protein serine/threonine kinase activity; chloride channel inhibitor activity; potassium channel inhibitor activity.